CUAGGACUUCCUGUAGCUUUUUGUACCAUUUGAUCGCUGCAGUUGUGUAGUUACUGUUGGACGGAACAAGCUGCUACCGUCUCAGCACUCAAUACGGUGGUUUCGUAUUGCUACAUGCUGAGGCUUGGAUUUCCUACGAUAAAGAGCUGACAGUGCAGGAUCGUCUGUAAACUGGGAGUUGCAGCGGCAGAUACAUUUGAGUUUAACUUUACCUUGGCGGAGAACCUCAUUUAUUUCAAGCGGAACAAAGACAUAUUAUUGAGAAUGCCACGUUGUUUUGUAAAUGGUUGCUCUACAAAACAAAUUUGGGGAAAAAAAACAAGGGAUACCUCUUUGCAUUGCUUUCCGACAUCGCCUAACAGAAUAAGGGCAUGGCUACAGAGCACUGGACAAGCUGUGGAGGACAUGGAGUGUUUGGUUGAAAGAAUAAUAGAAACAAAGAAAAACUCUGUAUACCGAAUGUGCUCAAGGCAUUUUAGGGAAAAUGAUUAUGAAAUGAUUGGCGUACGCAAAUACCUAAAGAAAGACGCAAUACCAACCCGGUUUGACAGCCCCGUAACAAAUCCAGACAUUUCAAAUAUAAAUGAACUACAAGCUACACAAAGCAUUCAACCUCCACCCAAAAAGAAAAGGGAAUGGUCACACAAAACUAGACACACUUCUACACAUGGUCUAAUAACAACAAGGUCUAUAGGAACCUGGACCGGUCUCAUAUCAGAAGUUUUUGAAGAGCUGUCUGUGGAAUUACAGACAAUGAAGAAUUAUAACACUGUAACACAGGAGAAAACAACACGUAAUAAAGUAAAUAUUCCUUUGAAAGUUACAGACAUCCAACCAACCUCUACAAGUGAACAGCAAACAAGCAACCCUCGAACAUCAACGGUCCUUAGCCCCAUUACAAGGUCUCAGUGUUACACAACGUCACUGACCAUGAACAAGAUGAACAAAAAGCUGCCUGAGCGUAUCCUGAAUCACAUCCUGGAGAUUCUCUACCUGCUGACGGGAGAGCGUGUGACUAACUCACUGACAGCGAGUCACAUGACCGGGGACAAGAUGACAGCAGAGAGGAUACUGACCCACACCCUGCAGAUCAUGUACCUGCUGACAGGGGAGGAACAGGCCACUACGGAUGUGUGCACACGCCGAAGAAACGCUGCCGUGGAUACCGUGGAGCUGGAGGACUCAGGGUAUAUAGAGGGACACAAGGAGCUUUACAAGGACGUCAUGAUGGAGACUCACCAAGCACUAAGGACUAUGGAGAUCCCAGGAAGUGAGAGCUCAGGUCACAAUGAUGAAAAUCUAGACACAGGAUAUGCAGAACUGGAACAGAAUAUUCAGCCAGUGGAGACCCCAUCAGAUGUCUCUGCAGACGAAGGUUACACUGAUAUAGUGAAAGUUGAGAUAACAGAAGGUCUGUGUGUGACACGUCAGCUUGGAACCCCGAAUGAGGAAACCAAUGACAGUAUCAGCUCAGGUGAUGUUAAGAAUGAAGCCACACUUAACACUGAACAAACAAAUGAUCUGUAUGUAAAGCGUCAACUAGAAGCUGUGAAGAAGGAAAACAGCGUCAAUAUCCGUACAUGUGAUGUUAAGACUGAAGUCACUCUUAAUGCUGAACAAACAAAUGAUCUAUAUGUAAAGAGUCAUCUGGAAACUGUGAAGCAGGAAAUCAGUGACAAUAUCAGUACAGGGCGUAUGGAUGUGAUGCCUUCAUAUGGCUCAGCGGUUGAGCAUGGAGGGGAACCGUAUGUGUGUGAUCAGGUGAAGACUGAGGAGGAUGAAGUUCCUAUAAAUACAGCUACAGGUGAAUUUACAAACUGCAGUAAUCCUAGUCAUGGUCAGACUACAGAUUCUUCUUUCAAUCUUCUUCGAUAUCAAAAAAGCCACGUGGGAAAUUUGUUCUAAACAUGGGAAUUGUUUUACUUGGAAAUCACAUUUUAUGAGUGAUCUGACUGCACACAGGAGAAAGAAUUUUCAUGUUCUGAAUGUGGGAAAUGUUAUACUCAGAAUUCAAGUCUUAUUCAUCAUCAGAUAAUUCAUAUAAAAGGAAAUCAGAGCUUAACCUCUUACCUGCAGAUAAUGACUUAAUGUUGUCCUCUGGGGGCUGCAGUUUUAGAAUUGUUUGAGGCCUCUUCUGCACCUCAAGCUGUUACCCAGUUUGUUUGUCAUUCCUAGGGGAUCUGUGGUGUCCAUAUAGAUUAGAAUAGCCAAGUAAUCACCUGGCAUCACAAAUUGUGUUUAUUAUUUAAGUAGAGUUUCAUGAGAGGAAGCCCCUAUAUACAGAUUGAAGUUAUAUAAAUAAACCCAAAGGUCCUUGUUUAUAUGCUGAUAAAA
This is a messenger RNA of Bombina bombina (fire-bellied toad), 2334 nucleotides long. RefSeq lists its product as uncharacterized. The record is from RefSeq and is a predicted model, not a curated record. Lineage: Eukaryota; Metazoa; Chordata; Amphibia; Anura; Bombinatoridae. The transcript has 14 exons. Bases 265 to 1905 code for a protein of 546 amino acids.